Molecule: messenger RNA, 1747 nt
Organism: Toxotes jaculatrix (banded archerfish)
Lineage: Eukaryota; Metazoa; Chordata; Actinopteri; Toxotidae
Gene: gpr132b
Product: G protein-coupled receptor 132b
Exons: 2
Coding region: 95-1144 (349 amino acids)
Biological process (GO): G1/S transition of mitotic cell cycle; G protein-coupled receptor signaling pathway; negative regulation of G2/M transition of mitotic cell cycle
Cellular component (GO): membrane
Molecular function (GO): G protein-coupled receptor activity
Source: RefSeq, a predicted model, not a curated record
CCACUCAUUCACAAUCAGACAGCGCGAGGACGCACACACACAGGGACGAUGCGCGAGACCAAGACAAACUGACCCUGAAUCUGAUUCAGACGUCAUGAUGAUGAACAAGAGUGAGGACUGCAACCCUCCGUAUGACGACGGCCGCCUGCCGCUGGUGCUGUUGUACAGCAUUGUGUUGGUUGUCGGCCUUCCUGCUAACCUGCUGACCGUCUACCUCACCUGGGUGCAGGUGCGUAGGAAGAACGUUCUGGGUGUUUACCUGUGGAGCUUGUCAGUGUGUGACCUCACCUAUCUGUUCACACUGCCUCUGUGGGCGUACUACGUCAGCCGAGGUCACCUGUGGCCGUGGAGUUCAGCGGUCUGUAAGCUAACGGGUUACAUCUUCUUCAACAACAUGUACAUCAGCAUCUUCCUGCUAUGCUGCAUCUCCUGCGACCGCUACGUGGCCGUGGUCUACAGCGUAGAAUCCCGCGGUCUGCGGCGGCAGCGCCUUGCGGUCAUCAUUGCCCUCGCCAUUGUCCUGCUGGUUGCCGUCAGUCACGUCCCAGUUUUCACCAUGAAGGAGGGCAACGCUGCCGAAGGCAACCAGCGCUGUUUCGAGCCGAGUCAGAGCAGCGCCAAGGUGACGGGCUUCAACUACGGCCGCUUUGCGGUUGGCUUCCUGAUCCCACUGCUGCUUUUGGUGGUGACGAAUCGCGGCAUCCUGGCCAACGUGCAGCGCAGUACGGGGCUACGGUGGGAGCAGAAGGAACGCGUCCGCUGGCUGGCAGUGGCAGUGGUGGUCCUGUUCCUCAUCUGCUUCGCCCCGUACCACCUGAUCCUGCUGGUCAGGGCCGUCAUGUUCCACUUCCCCGAGCUAGAGCACGGCAGCUGUCUGUUCGAAAAGACGAUGUACACCCCCUACACCAUCUCUCUUGGCCUGUCCACUGUCAACAGUGCCAUCAACCCCCUCCUCUACGUCCUGUCCAGUGACAACAUCCGCAAAGACCUGAGCCGAGGCCUCGCCCAGUUCUGCCACCGAGCACGCCCGAGACCACGAUCUGACAGCAGCCAGAACAAGAUCCAGCCCAUCAAGAACUCGACAGAGCUGAAUGUGGUGACUGAGACCGAGAGGCAACAAGGAGGAAAACCACCUGGUACCUGACCGACCUGCUGGACUCUGAGGGAGCCUACGUGGCUUUGCUGGUCUCCACUGGUCUUUAAUAGACUCUAGUGGUCUCUGCUCUGGUUCGUGGCAUGACUGAAAUCUGCAGGGUUCAUCCUCUGGAAAGCAGGACGGAGACCAGGACCAGGACCUUUAAAAAAGUUUCCUGUUGUGUUUUGUGUUUUUUUUUCAGUGUAAUGAGACAAAAAUGAAACGAGUCCAUUUCCAUUAAAGUGAUUUUGAUUAGUUCACAAAAGUCUGACCUUCAUUUCUCCUGUGCAGCCCAUCAACAGCUCGUCAGGAGUUUAUCCAGCCUAGAUCACCACGGUAACGGAGGUAGCUCACCAACAGAUGCUGCAGGUUAACACCCUGAACAGAGAUUAAUUGAAGCACUAGACACACAUGAAUAGAGAGAGAGAGGGAGAGAGACAGAGAGAGGUUCAGUGUGAAGUUCAGAUCAUUAGGAACAAAGCUCAGUAGAAUCAUUUUGAUUUCCAUCAGUAUCAUGUCAGAGAUAGUGGACAUAUGGACGGAGACAGAUUUGCUUUGGUCCAACAUAUGGACACACAUCUUCAGUCUGAGACAAGCUAACGCAGAUCGUCU